Molecule: messenger RNA, 393 nt
Organism: Didymodactylos carnosus
Lineage: Eukaryota; Metazoa; Rotifera; Eurotatoria; Philodinida; Philodinidae
Source: the annotation of a GenBank genome assembly
AUGACGGUUCAAUUAAUGGCGUGUAACAGAGGUUUGUUAGAUAUACCAUUACAAUAUUAUUUGGAACGAUUAGAUUUAUGGACAAAUGAUAUAACAGAGCUGGAUAUUCAAACAAUUGAAGUUAGCGAUGAAAUAUUAUUGAAACAUACGUUUGUUAUUCUGGGUGGAUUAGAAUUAAGAGUAGAAAGACAGAAUCAGACUGACAAUGAUCAGUGGCGGCGCGAAGAGGUUGGGAGCAUGGGGGAGGGGGAUUUGGAUAUUGAAAGACUUACAGUUGCUCCCGCGACAGUUGCUCCCGCGACAGUUGCUCCCGCGACAGUUGCUCCCGCGACAUUUGCUCCCCGGGCACUUGCUCCUCAGCGACAAUUGCUCCACAGACACUUGCUCCCGUGA